GCAUCAGUCGUCGUCGUCGCGUUGUUCUUGCCGCCUGCUCACUGUAUCAUCGUCUCCAUAGUCUCCAUAGUCUCCAUAGAGAGAGAGUCCCAGUCGAGAUCGGAAUCGGAUUCGUAUCGGUCCAGACAUCGUAGCAGACAUUCGCCUGGUGAUUUGUGCUUGUGACUCUUCCUGUUCCCUGGGACAGGAUGCUCGUUUGAAUCUCUCACAAUCCAAUCUUGAUUGAGGAGUCGAGUGUUCGGCAGCGAAGAUGCUUCAUCUGCAUAUGCUUUGGUUUCUAUGCGCACUCCUGGGAUACUUUGCAGAUCCGGCGAGUGCUGAAAUCGAAUACAAUACCAUCAACGAGGAUGGAUCUUUUCAGUUUCGACAUGCAAAUGAUGACAUUGGGGGCUACUAUCACAGCGCCUCGGGCACUCCAGACAACACGGUGCGAGGUCGUUAUGGUUCGCGUAGUCCAGCGAGCGGCCAGAUCGAAGAGACCGUCUAUACGGCCGGACCACGUGGAUUUCGCGUGAAUGGACCGAAGAUUCAUCGGAAAAUGGAUUUGGCCCAGUAUCCGGUUCGGCCCCGGGGUAGCCCAGACGAUCCCCUUGCCGACCCGUUCGAUGAUCCCUCGUACAGCUUCAGCUUCCGCACUCCGGACCAGUCGCGGAGCGAGGAGAAUGAUUCCGGAAAUAGGAUCAGGGGUCUCUAUUCCUACCUGGAUGAUGUGGGUGAGCGUCAUAGUGUGCGCUAUGCCGCUGGAGCCGGCACUGGGUUCGAGAUCUCCAAUGCCGUGCCCGACAACCCCUCCAGCGUGGCCUACUCCAGUCCCCUGUACAAGGCCCCGCCCAGGACUCGCGGCAAGAUGUCCGUGCAAAGGGGCCCAGCGGGUAGCUACAAGCUGAUUGCCGCCGGACCGGAUCACCGUCGUGCGGAGAGUCGUGCCCCGGAUGGCCUGGUGCGCGGCACCUACUCCUUCCUCGACGACAAGGGCGUGCAGCGGACGGUGGAGUAUAUCGCAGGUGCGGGCAUUGGCUAUCGGGUGGUGCACAAUCGCAUUGGUCCGGGCACGCACAUAAAUCCCUCGGUGGCUGAUUUCCGGCUGGCGGACACGGACUUCCGGUUGGCCAAUGACUUUGGAAGGGGUGCAGGUGGGGGAUUGGGUGUGGCUACUGGUAGUGCUUCCGGUGGGAGUGGCUCUGUGCCAAGUGGAGCAGGAGUGGGCGGUGGCAGAGGACGUGCUGGUAGCCGAACAGGUGCCACAGAUUAUCUGAAACCCAGUGGAGGAAACAGGGGGGGAGGAGGAGCAGGAGUCAGAGAUGAGGGGGAGGCUGCCGAUGGAGAUGGAGCAGCGGAGAACAAUCUGGGACUCGAUGAUAAUGGUGGUGGCAAUCAGGAUGAUGAUAUCGGUCUCAGCAGCAGCUCCAGUGGUUCCAGCUCUUUCAGGGGUAAAGAAGAUCGUCGGGGGUAUCCAGCAGGAAGCUCCCAAAGAGGCAGCACCAGAUACGAUGCAGAAAGAGGAGGAGCAGUGGGAGGCGCAGGUGGAAGAGGUGGCACGCGAACAGGCGGUGGUAGCUCAGUGGGAGGUGGUGCCACACGACAGGGGGCCGGUGCUUCCACCCGAAUUAAUGCCAGCGGAACAAGAAAUCGGAAUAGAUUCAGUGGCGGUAGCGGGGGUGGAAGCUCAGAAAGAGGAGGAGGAGGAGGUGGAGGGGGAGGGGGAAGCACACGAAGGGGAGGAUCAGCCUCCAGUGAAGGAGACUCUAGCCUUGGCUAUCUACCACCCACUGGCGGAGGAGGAGGAGGAGGCACUGGCAGUGCCAUCAGCGGCCCUGGCGACAACUACAACCUCAACGACGACGACGUGGGCAGCUCCCUGCCUCCUUUGGUCACUGCCAACCAUCGCAUCCUGGAGAUCGACCGCGACCGGGAGUGGGUGCAGCGGCAUCGCGACUCCACGGUGAUCAAGAACGUGGGCAAGUGGUAUGUGGGCUUGCCGCCGGGGCAGAGUGUGAGGGCCCACGUCCAGAACAUCGACAUUGUUCCGCUGGGCGGACGUGUCGGGCUGUCGCCCUCGGAGGCACUGCGGCAGGACGAGAUCGCCGAUCUGGCUGCCUCCAGGGAGCACUAGAUGAUCAUCCUCC
Drosophila miranda is the source of this 2126-nucleotide messenger RNA. It is a transcript of the gene Cpr73D, whose product is annotated as fibroin heavy chain. NCBI's taxonomy places the organism in Eukaryota, Metazoa, Arthropoda, Insecta, Diptera, Drosophilidae. The record is from RefSeq and is a predicted model, not a curated record. Gene Ontology annotation, cellular component: chitin-based extracellular matrix. The coding region runs from base 251 to 2113 and encodes 620 amino acids. The transcript has 4 exons. Gene Ontology annotation, molecular function: structural constituent of chitin-based larval cuticle.